Molecule: messenger RNA, 3770 nt
Organism: Cherax quadricarinatus
Lineage: Eukaryota; Metazoa; Arthropoda; Malacostraca; Decapoda; Parastacidae
Source: RefSeq, a predicted model, not a curated record
CAACCCCCAACAAGACAAGGAAGAUAGUGAAGACGGUCACAACAACAACAUGGACUCUCAUCCAAGUUUAGUGAUUGUGAACACACAUGAUCAAAAUGUAACUGAUAUUGUUAAAGUAUGACUAUGAAAACCGUUUCGUUGAUGGGACGAAGUAUUAAGUACACAUGGAUGACCCUGACAGUCAUGUUCGAGACUCCUGUUCUUGAAUUGUGAUGGAAGCCACUCCAGAUAGUUCUUCUGGCCAUUGUUCCAAAAGCUCAUCCUCUGGCAAAUAACCAUGCUGUUCGAGUUCUUGCUUCUCCAUUCUUCCGUCGUACUACUUGCCUUAUUUACCAAGAGGACGCUUACUAUAAAGGAGAUAUUACCAAGGACGCUUGCAAACUCCCUACUGCAACCUAUUGUCGUAUGGGGGGGUGUUAUAUCUUUGAAAUUGGUCAUCCUGUGUUAUUUAAAUAUUGUAUUCUGGAGGUGGAAUGUGUUCCAGAGCCUACUUUAAGUACCAGUGGAAUCCAGUGCUGGCACUGGGAGCUGGAGAAUAAAUAUUACACAGCUUCUGUUCAGAUAGCAGCUGUGUCACACCCACAACAAUGUUUGCCAUGGAUCCACAAGCAUGGUGAAGCUCUUCUGGUGUACUGUGAUUCAACACAGAGAGAUGUUUUGGAGAGGUUAAAUGAAUUAAUAGAAAUUAUUGGAGACUUUGAGCCUGAAGUACAGCUACUGGUAUGUGAGGCAUGUACCUCAGAGCAAACUAAUGACAGUGCUGCUCUAUCUAGAAUAAAAGCCCAACAGUGGUGUAUUGCAAAUGGGUGGGAGCUAAUAGAAUUGAAUCCAGUUACAACUGAACAAGAUGACUUUGACGAAGAUGACGAUUUCCCUGAGAGCUGGGGCUUCAAACGUAUUCGUCAAGCUUUGCAUGCCCACACAUGGUCCAACCUCAACAUGAAAGAUUGCCAUGGGAGUAGGUUGACUGCGGUUCUACAGUCUGUUGGCUCAAUGGAAGAUAAGAACAAUGACAUCGUUCAUGAAGCAGAUGAAAUGAUGUACUCAAGAUUAUCCGAGUUGGCACUAAAUGAUGGUGCAAGUGAACACGUCUCUGCCGGCAGCAGAUUGCAAGACAGCGAGGAGCAAGAUGAUGACUUAGAUAGUUUAGUAGUUCCAACCCAUUUAGAAGAGUGUCUUGAUGGAGAAGAUGGUGAUUUUGAAAGUCUGUUCUCCAAUUUUGAGCAUCUAAAGAGAACAGCAGCUACACUUCCCCCAGACCAGCGAAGAGACUAUGCUGAAAAAGUAGCUGUUGCAUUUUGGAGAGCAAUAGGUGGUGAUGAUGACGAGGUUAAUUGUUCCGAUGCUGAUUAAAAUUACACUUAUUCAAAUGAAUAUUAUCAAAGUAUAUUCACAGAAUGCACUAAACCUACAUGAUUCAUCUGCAUUCCAGUGACUUUUUUUUUUGUACAUUAUUGUAUGUAUGUAUGUGAAUUUAUUCCUAUUAAAAAAAAAAUGUCCAGUAAGAUGGACAGGAGGCUUGAACCAUGGUCCUGGGAUUAUCAGGUCCAACACUACCGCUGAGCUACAGAGCAUUCGGAAACAGUAAUUUUGUACAUGGUUUCCAUUGCCAGCACCGGCUGUAACUUGACUGACUUCUCACAGCCCAGGAGCUUUUGCAGUACAUUCGUCCCCCCCCCUCCCCAUAUACAGGCAGGCCCCACUUUACAGCAUUUUGCUAAUACAGUGGUUUUCAAUUUUACCCAUUCUUCAUUUAUUCAGACUUUCUACAUUAAAUAUAUUCACCACUCAGUGUAAACUAAGGAUGAAAAUAUUUUAAGUAGUGUGUGUAUUGUACAUGCAUUUUUUAGGCCUAGCUAUAUCGCUCACUUAAUACAGUGGAACCUCAAAAAUCGAACGUAUCACAUACCGAACGUUUCAAAAAUAGGACCAUUUUUUUGGACAAACUGUGUCCCUAUUAUCGAACGCGCCCCUAUUUUCGAACCACCGGGUACAGGACCUGUGCCGGGCCGCUCUGUCCGCGUCCCCGCGCAGGCGCCGUGAGCAGUCUAGCUUUGUUUAUGCUUGAGUGAACACUAACCUGCGCUCUCAUUCACGCAUUUUACGAUUAUUUCAUUGUGUUUGGUGCUUGUGGGACUGUGAAAUAAGCUGCCAUGGGCCCAAAGAAACUUGCUAGUGGUACCCCUGUGGUAAAGAAAGUGAGAAACACCAUAGAUGUGAAGAAGAAAAUAAUACAAAAGUAUGAGAGUGGUGUGAGACUUGUUGAGCUUGCCAGGAUGUAUGGGAAAAACAAGUCAACCAUCGGUUCUAUCCUGUCAAAGAAAGAACAAAUCAAGGAAGCUGAUGUUGUAAAAGGUGUUAAUAUAGGGAGUGGAUGAGGUGCCUUCUUCAAAGAUUAAGGAGAUUUGUGCCAAGUGGAAUGAUGUCCAAAUGUUUGUGCAAAAGUACCACCCUGAGCAAGCUGAAACAAGCCAUCUUUGCAACAAGUUCAGUGACAGGACCAUGUCCCAUUUUAGGGAAAUGUUAAAGAGGCACCAGAAACAGAGGACUGUGGACAGUUAUUUUGUGAGACAGGGGUCCAGUGACUCUCAAGCUGGUCCUAGUGGCAUUAAAAGACAGAGAAGGGAAGUAACCCCAGAGAGGGCUUUACCUGAAGUCCUCAUGGAGGGGGAUUCUCCUUUCAAACACUAACCCCAACUCCCUCUCUCCUCCUCCUCCCUAUCCUCCAGAUGCCAUCACCAAUCUUCAAUAAAGGUAAGUAAAAAUGUUUUUUUUAUAUGUAUUACUAUACAUAAUUAAAAACUAUAGUAUUUAUUGUAUGUAAAACUGUAAUUAAUCUCUAUAAAAUGUAUUUUUUGCGUGAAUAUUUUUGGGUUUCUGGAAUGGAUUAAUUGUAUUUCCAUUAUUUCUUAUGGGAAAUAUUGCUUCGAAUUUCAGACUUUUCAAAUUUAGAACUAGCUCCUGGAAUGGAUUAGGUUCGAUUUUUGAGGUUCCACUGUAUAUGAUAAUGUAAACAUGUUGUCAGGCUUUUGUAUGCAUUUGAAAAUAAAGAAAAAGGCUGUGAUUCACUUUACAGUGAUCAUCACUUUACAGCGGCAGCCCAGAACCUAACCUGUUGUGUAAACGGGGCCCUCCUGCCAUCUGUGAACUCAGUGUGUCAUAAUAAAUAACUAUGAACUCAGUUAAGGCAUAAUAAUGAUUUAAACUGUUCAAAUCUAAUUCUUAUAGUUGAUUUUCUUUGAUUUUAUACAGUGCCUGAUGAUGGAAUGAGUUAGCCUCUAAACUAGUUGUGUAUAAAUGUUUCAAGUAACAGUGCUGGUUUUCAUCUUAUAAGACUCCAUUUCCCAAGGAACUCAUAGACUGUAUGUGGCUUUGAGGGCAAUAAGGAUAGAUUUACUGUGAAAGCUCCUGGGCUGUGGGGAAGAAUCACUAGGGUUACAGUUGGUGCCACUUACAGAAAACAUGUACAGAAGUACUGUUUCUAAAUCUCAUUAUUAGAAGCUCUGUAGCUCAGUGGUAAAGCUUUGGACCUGUCAAUCCCAGGACCACAGUUCAAACUCCCUUAUCCAACUUUCUUUAUUCAUUUACAGUCAUUUAUUACAACUUAAACUGAAUUCAUUGUACAGUAUAUGGGAACUUUAUAGGUAAAACAAAACAUUAAUUUUUAAUAUUAUGCAUUGUAUAUUAUUGUAAGCAGAGAACUGAUGAGUUAUGUUUUAGGGUCACAUGUAAUAUUGUAUGAAAAUAAUAAAUAUCUAUCACCUAACAUU